CUCCGACGUUCGCGCGCUUUCAUCACGGCGUCUCGUGACAUCACAACUGCAGCAUGGCGGUCAAGGUGCAGUCAACAAAAAGGGCCGACCCCAGCGAAUUGAAAGCAGUAUUCUUGAAGUUUUGUAGUGUGACCAAGGAUGGGGAGCAUUUCAUGACUCCAACAGAUUUUGUGCAGAAAUAUCUGGGAUUACACACAGAACCACACUUCAACCCAAAGAUUGUACAGCUUCUGGCUGGCGUCGCUGACCAAACUAAAGAUGGGUUGAUCUCCUUUCAAGAAUUUCUGGCAUUUGAAUCUGUUCUGUGUGCUCCUGAUGCCAUGUUUAUUGUGGCUUUUCAGCUGUUUGACAAGAAUGGCAAUGGAGAGGUGACAUUUGAAAACAUCAAAGAGAUCUUCAGCCAGACAAUUAUUCACCAGCAUAUCCCUUUCAACUGGGAUUGUGAGUUUAUUCGGCUGCACUUUGGCUUUGACAGGAAAAAGAAUCUCUCCUAUUCUGAAUUUACACAGUUUUUGCAGGAACUACAGCUAGAGCAUGCAAGGCAAGCAUUUGCACAAAAGGACAAAAACAGAAGUGGCACAAUCGUGGCAUUAGACUUCAGCGAUAUCAUGGUUACCAUUCGUUCACACAUGCUCACUCCGUUUGUUGAAGAGAAUCUAGUCUCAGCAGCAGGUGGAACUACCUCUCAUCUGGUCAGCUUUUCUUACUUCAAUGCAUUUAACUCCUUGCUGAACAACAUGGAGCUUAUAAGGAAGAUAUACAGCACUUUAGCAGGCACAAGAAAAGAUGUACAGAUCACCAAAGAAGAGUUUGCUCAUGCUGCCAAUAAAUUUGGACAGAUUACACCUUUGGAGGUUGAUAUCCUUUUCCAGCUUGUGGCUCUCUACAGUCCAACAGGGCGAGUCACACUGGCAGAUAUUGAAAGAAUAGCACCAUUGGAAGAAGGAGCCCUACCAUACAACCUGGCUGAAGUCCAGAGGCAGCAAUCUUACAGUGAUACUAGCAGGCCUAUAUGGCUCCAAGUUGUUGAGUCUGCUUACAGGUUCACUUUGGGCUCAAUUGCUGGAGCGGUGGGAGCUACUGCAGUUUAUCCUAUUGAUUUGGUGAAAACAAGGAUGCAGAACCAGCGGUCUACGGGGUCCUUCAUUGGAGAACUGAUGUACAAAAAUAGUUUUGACUGUUUCCAGAAAGUUGUACGGUACGAAGGCAUUUUUGGCCUUUAUAGAGGUCUUUUGCCACAAUUGUUGGGCGUUGCUCCGGAAAAGGCCAUUAAACUUACUGUAAAUGAUUUUGUGAGAGACAAGUUCACUCAAAGGGAUGGCUCAAUUCCUGUUAUUGCAGAAAUCCUUGCUGGUGGUUGUGCUGGAGGUUCGCAAGUAAUUUUUACAAAUCCUCUGGAAAUAGUGAAAAUUCGACUCCAAGUUGCAGGCGAGAUCACCACAGGUCCCAGAGUCAGUGCACUUUCUGUGAUGCGUGAUCUUGGAUUUUUGGGUUUGUACAAGGGUGCAAAAGCUUGUUUUCUCCGUGAUAUCCCUUUCUCUGCCAUUUAUUUCCCAGUGUAUGCUCAUACUAAGCUAGCCCUUGCGGAUGAGCAUGGUAGGUUGGGUGCUUUGCAACUUCUUACAGCUGGUGCUAUUGCAGGUGUUCCUGCAGCUUCCUUAGUAACUCCUGCAGAUGUCAUCAAAACAAGACUUCAAGUUGCAGCUCGUGCUGGUCAGACUACCUAUAGUGGUGUUAUUGACUGUUUUUGGAAGAUCUUGAGAGAGGAAGGUCCUAGAGCUUUAUGGAAAGGAGCAGGAGCUCGAGUCUGCCGGUCCUCUCCGCAGUUUGGUGUAACUCUGGUGAGUUACGAACUUUUGCAAAGAUGGCUCAAUGUUGACUUUGGGGGAAUCAAACCUGUUGGUUCUGAGCCCACACCUAAAUCUAGGAUCUUGGACCUUCCUCCAGUCUCUCCAUAUCACAUUGGAGGAUACAAACUAGCUACUGCUACUUUUGCUGGUGUUGAAAACAAGUUUGGCCUCUAUCUGCCUAAAUUUAGAUCUUCAGGUGUGGCUGCAAUCCAUCCACAAGUAUCAGCUGGUUCUCCAGAUUCUUAAGAGAUCUCCAAGGUCCACUUUAAGGUGCAAUCUCAAAUAACAUGGAGCAAUGUUGAAAGUAAUAGCUGCAUGUAGGUGGAGGUCAGUUGAAAUUUGAUUGAAAUCAUGUAUUUCUUAAUUAAAUUUUUGUAACAAUACUAAAUGUCUGAAUUGUUUGCAUUGCAGAAAGUUGUUGCCACAGACUUUAUUUGUAUAAUUUUAAAGAUCAUAUGUAAAAGAUGAAAACAAAAUUCUACCUACAGCUAGAAAUAAAUACUUAAAACCACUUAAAUUACAUGAUUGUUUCAAAAAGCAAUGUAUUUGAUCAUUGAUUUCAGACUUGGAUACUGUUAAUAUUUCUGUUGUGUAACUGCUAUGGACACUUUAAAAAAAAUUGUUUUAUUCUGUACUUUUUCUUGAUUUUUUUCUCUUCUGUUUCUUAUGAAGCACCAGAAAAAGUUCAAAAUAACGUUUAGCACGGUAAUGCAUAUUAUUCAUAAAGUAUCUAAUGUUACAAAGUUUAACACGUUUUAUUUUGUUCAUUCAUUAAAGUACAGAAAAGUCAUUUUAACUUGUACUACUUUGGGUUUCAAAAAUAGUUUCACAAUAAUGCAAUUAUUGAAAGAUAUGAAAUUGAAAUCAAACGUGGCUGUAUUGAACUGUAGAUAUGGGCAAGUUGGUUUGCUUUAAGAUUCAAGCUCAGUUGUGGAACAGAGCUAGUGGGCUCUCCGCAUUGAUUGUCAAUUAGUGAAAUAUGCCCCCCUCUACCAUCUGUUUUGUUUAUCAUUGAAGAAUUCUCCUUUAAGCUUGCAUUCUGCAGCUAUUCUUUUUAUAAACCAGCCUGAAGUAGUUAUAUUAAAGUAGUCAAGUAGCAGCCAGUUCUAAGGAUAUUUGUGCUUUUUGGCAUUCAUGAAGAGCAUCAGCUGAAAUGUGCCCUCUGCAUUGCAGAAAAGCCUUUCAAAAUCAAUAAUUGCAAGACACAAAUUGGGUCAUCUUUAAAAUCAGUAUCUAUGUAUGAUCCUUAAUUUUAAAAAAACUUUUGUUUUACACAACUUGCACUUGAUAUACCUGUACAUAGUGUACAUCUGUACAGAGACAUCAGAGAGGGACAGAGUAAAUAACAUGAUGCUGUGGUGCAAUAUGCUGGAGUUAUAGGUCAGUGAAAGACAUUGUACAGAUUGUUAGUUUUGUUAAAUCAUGUUAUUUAAAAUGAAAUUUUAGGAUAUUACUGUUUGAAAGAAUUAUCAUGGUAUUGAUUUCUUUAAUGAAAAUAAGUCUGUUAGAUUUGGUGUCUGAAUUGCUAGGAAAACUGGAUCAUUUUAGGCCAUCAGUAAAUCAACCUUAGCCCAAAAAUAUGCUUUUUAUGAUGUAUGUUUCAGCAAAUGCGCUGAAAGUGUUUGAUUUUGUAACGGUGUUUUGGCAUUUCUCAGUGAAAUGAAGCUACAUCUGAAUUGUGUACAGACUAAGUUUCUCCUUAUGCACUAUUCAAGUGUGCACAUUAACCUACCACCAGCAGUUUAUCUGUGAGACAAGGAAUACCCUAAUGUGACAUUUCUAUAAUUAAACUGUAUAUAUGGCAGAUAAACCUGUUGCAUUUUAGUAUGUUUGUGGGGAAUCUAAAGUUAAUUAAUAGUAAAAAUUUGAUAACUUGUGGCAAACAGAUGGUUCCUGUAACACCUCUACAAUGAGCCUGAAGUACAGUCUCAAGAGAACCACAAUUUUUUUCCCAAUAGGGCUAUUUUGCUUUUGUCAGGAGCUAUGCAGUCCUGUGCCAACAAAGCACAGAACUCCUGGGGCUGGAGAGAGGAGGGAGAAACUCAAAUCUUCCAUAUAUUGAUUUGUACCUUAUUUUUAAAGUAAAAAUGAAAAGGACUCUUCAAUCAAAUGGCCAAUUGUUUGCCAAGUCAACACCUGUGUAUAUCUUUUCCUUCAUGUAAAACAACACAUCUAAUAGACAUCCACAAACUUUAUUUUCCUGUAUGUUUUAUUAUUUAUGUAAAACUUGCAUUAAAGUUGUUACAUAA
Molecule: messenger RNA, 4099 nt
Organism: Carcharodon carcharias (great white shark)
Lineage: Eukaryota; Metazoa; Chordata; Chondrichthyes; Lamniformes; Lamnidae
Gene: slc25a12
Product: solute carrier family 25 member 12
Exons: 18
Coding region: 54-2096 (680 amino acids)
Biological process (GO): aspartate transmembrane transport; L-glutamate transmembrane transport; malate-aspartate shuttle
Molecular function (GO): L-glutamate transmembrane transporter activity; calcium ion binding; L-aspartate transmembrane transporter activity
Source: RefSeq, a predicted model, not a curated record